Perkinsus marinus ATCC 50983 is the source of this 273-nucleotide messenger RNA. RefSeq lists its product as hypothetical. Lineage: Eukaryota; Perkinsozoa; Perkinsida; Perkinsidae. The record is from RefSeq and is a predicted model, not a curated record. Gene Ontology annotation, molecular function: patched binding; smoothened binding. Gene Ontology annotation, cellular component: axoneme; centrosome; BBSome. The annotation marks the transcript as partial. The transcript has a single exon. Gene Ontology annotation, biological process: protein localization to cilium; non-motile cilium assembly.
GCGUUAAAGAAGAGCUCAAAAUCGACUACGUUCAUGUUGGUAACCGCCUGCGAGUCGGGCGCAGUGUUUUUACUCAACUCUGAACUAACUGGAAUAGUCGCUGAAGUAAAAUAUGGAAAUGCUCAACUUGAUUUGAAGUGUCGUCGUAUCAAGAUCGAUUUGCCCGAAGGGGCUGUGCCGGCGUUCAUGACUGUGAGUGGUGACUUUGAUGUCGAAUACCGAAUCAUCAUCGCCACUCGGACGGGGAGAAUAUAUUCUAUUAAAAACGGACAA